GCCAUUUUUUUUUAGACAUUUCACGUGCACACAAAACAAACGUUAUCGUUUCGUCGACAGCAAUUUUUUGCUGAAUUUUUUUUAAGUGACUGGAAAGCCGAAGCAACUCCAGCCAUGGCAGCCUACAAGGGUCAGAAAGUGCAGAAGAUUAUGGUUCAACCCAUUAAUCUUAUCUUCAGAUAUUUACAAAACAGAUCGAGAGUUCAGGUGUGGUUAUAUGACCAGGUCAACAUGCGCAUUGAAGGACACAUUAUCGGUUUUGAUGAAUACAUGAAUCUAGUCUUGGAUGAAGCAGAAGAGGUUCACCUCAAAACAAAAGCAAGAAAACCACUCGGAAGGAUAAUGCUAAAGGGAGAUAACAUCACGUUAAUACAGAACGCUCAAGAAUAACGAAAACCCUUCAUUCCGUCAAGCUGGAACUUUGAUAUUAUUUUUGUAAAUAUACUUAGGAAUCGUGUUUGUUUGUUUGUCUUUUCAGUUGUUUUUGUUGUUGUUCUCUUUGUUUCAUGUAUCAUAGCAACUGAAAAGGUCGAAGGUCAUUACAAUGACCUACACGCUCAACCCUUUAGAGACGAUAGUGUCAAGAACUAGCUUGUACCAAAAUGCUUGUAGCAGCCGUCAACAGAGCCACAAGAUCUCACCUACUUCCUCUCAAUCAAAAAGGUCAAAUUAAGAGGUCAUGACCUGAGUUGACACUUUCUAAUGUUGUCCAUGUUAACAUAGUAUCUAUUGUUCUAUAACGAAACAACAUUACUGUUUUACAUUAUUUUUCAGACACUUGUAUAAGGAAACAGAAAUCAAAAACUCCACAAUAUUGACCAUGACUGGGCGUAUUGCGAUGGUUAUAAAGGAGUGACUAGUCUCUGAAGGGUUAAUGUUCUAUUUACAUUAGAAGUACACCAGAACUUAUUUAAUUAAGAAAUCAUCACACAAAUUUGUUUUGAUCAAAAAAUCAACAUAUGGAGAUUGUCUGUGUUCGAUUAAGUCGAUUUAGUUUUAUGAAAUGAUGCCUUGGAUUUUUACUGCUUUUGUAAAAACAAUUCUGGGUAGCGUCUCCGUAUUCCAUUUAGUGUUAAUUUGUGUAUUUGUGAGUGUAUGUAAGAAAUUGUGUUUAAGUUUACCUCCAGGAAUGUUGAGGAUUUGUUGAGGGUAGAAACUUGCCGGUGGUUGGUUUUAAAAGGGGGGAGUGUUUUUACACGCGUUACAUGUACAACUGUAUACAUUUGCCAGGAAAAGCAAACCUCCUGUGUUUUGUCUUGUCAGUGCAUCAAUGUUAUGGCACUUUUUGAAUUUGUCCGAAGUACAAUUUUUUUCUAAGAUACUAAGUUUUGGCAACAUCGAGAUACAUUUUUGCACUGAUAAGAUUAUUCCAAGCAGUAAUUCAGUGGAAAGAUACCUUUUUUGUCAAUACUCAUAUUGUGUCACAGCCUGUUUUGUACUUGAUACAAACGCUUACUUUAAACACAUCUGUUUUUGUGUCACAUUUAAACAGUACAAUUAUUUAGUAUUUUGGGACACCUUUGCUUAAUUGACAAGUGAAAGUCAGUCAGCACCUAUAGAGUUAGACUACCCGGUACACUAAAUACCAAAACACUUUAAUUUUUUUCAUUCCUUUUUCAUCUACAUACUGUACAAAACACUACCGUUUGACUUAAAAUUUCAUAGAUUUCAUAGAUAAGAUAGAAUAGGUAAAGAAGGCACGAAUGGAGGCAGUUUUAUAUAAAUAUUUCUUUUCGGAACAAUAAAAAGGUUUUGAAUUUUGUACAAAUAA
Asterias rubens (European starfish) is the source of this 1771-nucleotide messenger RNA. RefSeq names its product small nuclear ribonucleoprotein E-like. The transcript has 5 exons. Gene Ontology annotation, cellular component: U4/U6 x U5 tri-snRNP complex; U1 snRNP; U5 snRNP. NCBI's taxonomy places the organism in Eukaryota, Metazoa, Echinodermata, Asteroidea, Forcipulatida, Asteriidae. The coding region runs from base 115 to 390 and encodes 91 amino acids. Gene Ontology annotation, molecular function: RNA binding. The record is from RefSeq and is a predicted model, not a curated record. Gene Ontology annotation, biological process: mRNA splicing, via spliceosome; spliceosomal snRNP assembly.